Messenger RNA from Chrysochloris asiatica (Cape golden mole), 621 nucleotides. RefSeq names its product secreted and transmembrane protein 1A-like. The record is from RefSeq and is a predicted model, not a curated record. Gene Ontology annotation, biological process: immune response. Gene Ontology annotation, molecular function: cytokine activity. The transcript is spliced from 2 exons. The annotation marks the transcript as partial. Lineage: Eukaryota; Metazoa; Chordata; Mammalia; Afrosoricida; Chrysochloridae.
UUUGGGACAACCCCACCUGCACCAGAAACGUGGUUGUGGUGUCCAGAGGCAUGCGAGCCAUGAUGUCCUGCGAGAUCGCCAACAACUUUGCCCAAGUGAACGUCUCCCUAUGCAAACCCAAGCAGAACUGCAGCCAAAUUCUAGGAGUGAAGGCCCCAGGGAGCCUCACCAAGGAGGGGUGGCAUCUCCAGGUCCAGGGCAGGGUGGCAACGCUGGUGAUCGAGGACGCACAGGCCACCCACGCGGGGGAGUACACGUGGAACCUAGAAGGACUUCAGGACAACUACAUUGUCACCGUGCUCGAUGUCCCAGUUGAGGACAACCCCAACUGCACUGGAAAUGUGGUUGUGUACAGAGGCAUGCCAGCCGAGAUGUCCUGCAAGAUCGAGAACAACUUCUCCCAAGUGAACGUCUCCCUAUGCAAACCCGAGCAGAACUGCAGCCAAAUUCUAGGAGUGAAGGCCCCGGGGAGCCUCACCAAGGAGGGGUGGCAUCUCCAGGUCCAGGACAGGGUGGCAACGCUGGUGAUCGAGGACGCACAGGCCACCCACGCGGGGGAGUACACGUGGAAACUGAAAGGACUUCAGGACAACUAUAGAGUCACCGUGCUCAAUGUCUCAG